Messenger RNA from Stylonychia lemnae, 3159 nucleotides. NCBI's taxonomy places the organism in Eukaryota, Ciliophora, Spirotrichea, Sporadotrichida, Oxytrichidae. The record is from the annotation of a GenBank genome assembly.
AUGGUUUAGGUGAAAUCAGAUUAAAAUCUAACAAGAUAAUAGAUUUAUAACUAUAAAAGUUACCCAGGAAACUAAGUUUACGAAAUGGUUUAUUCUAGUGAUCAGAGAUAUAUUUAUUUUAGUACUUCCUGCAACUAUUAUCUUACUUAUAGAAACGGAAUAGGUUAAAUAAACAUAAAUGAUCCAACCAAUCCAAAAAUAUUUACAUAAAACAAUAAGGUAGAAGGAUAAGGAUAAGACAGAGAACUUAUGAUUAAAGGUCUUAGUGCGAAUGAUGAUCUAGUAGUUGGUGUAAUGUUUCAUUAAAAUAAACUUGAUGGCUAGAAAAUAGGUGUAACAGUGCUUAUCCCAUCUCAAGAUAGUUUCAAAUUGUAUUACUAAGAUGACCUAAAUUACAAUAAUAUUGAUAUCUAAUCAUCUAUGAUUAUUAACAAUACAUUUGUUAGAUUCUUUAUGCAGGUCUAUGAAUCUUCAUAAUCUUAGAGAUAUCAACAGAUUGGUGAGUUUGAUCUUACAAAGCAAGAUAAAAUAAUAUUCAAAAAUUUGCAAGAUUAUCCUUUCAAAUGGACCUUUUAUACAAAUAUGCUAGUACGGAAUAUCAGCCAACUAUUUAUCUUCGGAAGUAUGAAAUAAAAAUAUGGGUAUAAUAGCCAAGCAUUCAUAAAUCCAUACAUCGAAGAUCCAACUUGUAAGUAUUAACAGCCAAUAGGAAACGGCUAAAGUUAUAAUGUGAAGUCUGAAGUAGAUCUAGGUGUUGAUUAUGAUAGUAUUUACAUUAGAAUCAAAGUCAUAAGCUUUGAAGAUAUAAAGCCAAUGGAUCCAGAAACCUUGAUAAAAGGUGAAUUCAAAAAUGUUUAUAAUAAUUAAAAACCUUGCGACCUUCCUUAAAAAGGAUUUGAGGUAAUCACUCCAGAGUCUAAAAAUGAGACAGUUAAAUGCUUCGUAGAUAUUCCUUGUUUUACAAUGAUUGGAGAGAUCAAAGCUGAAUUUGAUUGUUCUAAUUUAAACAACAGUUUGAAGAUGAACCUAUAUAAUUCUUCUGAAAAUAAUCUGUGGAAUUAUGUUAAUUUGGUGCAACUUCAAUCUUAGGCAGAUUCUAUUUUAAGUAUUAAGUACAACCUUACUUUCUAAGUUUUCUGGCCUUGUGAAAUAGGCAAUGUUUCAAAGUUUAAUGACCAAAACAUUUAUUUGUUAAGGAAUAGGAGUAUUGCCAAUGUCUAGCUCAAUAUGUUCAAAUUUGUCGAUGAUAAUUCCUGCUUUAAGCAUGAGAUAUAAGAGGUAAUCCAAGAUGACUCACCUCCAUUUUUCAAGUCAUAUGUUCCAAAGUUAAUAACAGCUCCUAACUUGAUAAAUUACUAUGAUAUUCCAAAGAUUCAAGAUAACCAAGGAGAUAAUUAUACUUUAAUAAUCAAUUUCGGAGAAGCAUUUCCUUUUAUUACCUUGAAAGAUGAAAGAAUGAAAAUAAGCCCAACUCUUAAUGAAAGUGGAAAAUAUGUUGUUAUCUUCUAGUUGAAGCAAGUUAAAUAUCCUAAUUUAUCUUCGUUCUACCAUCUAGAUAUAAUAGUGGAAAAUUAAAAAAAUAAUGACACUAAUUAAAGCCUGAACUCAAAGACUUUUCAAAUGACUAAUUCUGCAAUAAUCACUUCAAUAAAUGCAACUGGAUUUGCUAUUGUAAAAUUUAAAGAUAAAUUGUUCUUAGACACUAUAGCACCUUUGGAGUGCUAUUAAUUCGUUUCAGAUAUUAUCGCACCUUCCAAUGAUUGCAAUCAAUUCUCCAGCUAAUAUUCAGUAUAUACCCAACUUCUGCAACUCAGUGAUGAAAUAGAUUACCCUAUGAAUGAUUAUUUCUCUUAGUAUGGAUAUAACUCAAUAAAUGUCAUCAUUAAUCUGGGUACAAUAUUCAUGAUUCUUGUGAUUAAUAUUCUUAUUAUAUUCUUGACAUUGAUGCUAAAAGUACUUACUAGAUUAAUUCCCAGGCUACGAAGUCUGUAUAAAUGGGUUGUCUCAAAAUUAUUCAUGAACUAUUACAUCAGAUUUUUUCUGGAAGCAUACUUAGAACUUGCUUUGUGUUCUUUGAUUAAUUUUCAACUAGAUAAAAGGAUUUCAUCAUCUUUUGGUCAGCGCAUAGGAGUUAUAGCAUCUACCCUCAUUAUGAUAUCCAUUUUUCUAUUCCCAAUGCUUAUUCUACUAUUGUUAGUAGCCUAUCAAAAUUAACUAGACGAACCUGAAAACAUUAGAAAAUUUGGGUCAUGCUAUGAACUCUAUAGAACAGACAGACUAUCAAUAUUAUUGAGAGAUGAACCCAUUUAUUAGAUUAUUAUACUAAUGGUAAGCUCUCUGGCUAUUUUGAUUUACAUUAUUAACUAUAAGCCCUGCAAAUCUAAGUUUGAUAACUAUUUGGAGAUAUUUAAUGAGCUAUCAGUAUUAGCUAGUUUUUAUGUUUAAAUGUGCUACACAGACUUUUUGAAUGAAAAUUCUUAAAUUAAAAUGAAUAUUGGAUGGGUACUAAUUUUUAUUUCCUGUGGUUCUUACGGUGUAAAUAUGCUAAUUAUUUUGAUAAUGCUCCUUGUUCAUUAAACAUAAAGUAUAAGUAGAAUUUGCAAAUUAAUGUUGGUUAGAAUAAAACAAUUCAUAAGACUUUAUAUGAAAGCUCGAACUAAAGCGAGAAUUACUUAAAUUAAUUUAGAAUAGCAAAAGAAAAAUAUGAAAAAUCCUAUCGCAUUUUUGAAUAAAUAAAGCCAAGAGACAAUUAUUCUGAAGAAAAAUAUAAACUUAGAAAAUAUCCUAAAUAAUGAAGAUUAAGGUAUAUUUGUGUAAUCAAUUCAAAGUUCAUCACCAAUAAAUUCCUCAAUUAGCUUUUCUUCAAAAAAAUCUUUGAUUUAACAAGAAGAAAGCAAGGUAAAUUAUAAGGACUAGAAGUAUCAGAAUUCAACUCUUCUUGAGAUAAACAACCAUAAAAUUAGUUUGGAAAAAAAUAACAUUAAAGAGGAAAAUAAAGUAUCUUGGUCUCGUAUAAAAAGAUUAGAUUCUUUAAAACUUAACAAUCAUAAAUCUAAUUUAGUGAAUGAUAAUUAAGUUAUAGAAAAGCCUAAUUAAGUUGAACUUUUCAAUAUAUUCGGUUUUCAACUAUAAGAUUAAAAUAUGUAUUAAAGAAAAUGA